Messenger RNA from Hippocampus zosterae (dwarf seahorse), 1294 nucleotides. RefSeq names its product ADP-ribosylation factor-like 8Ba (gene arl8ba). Lineage: Eukaryota; Metazoa; Chordata; Actinopteri; Syngnathiformes; Syngnathidae. Gene Ontology annotation, molecular function: GTPase activity; GTP binding. The record is from RefSeq and is a predicted model, not a curated record. Gene Ontology annotation, cellular component: lysosomal membrane. The transcript has 7 exons. Gene Ontology annotation, biological process: protein transport; anterograde axonal transport. Bases 112 to 672 code for a protein of 186 amino acids.
GACGGUCUGGCUGCCUCCCAUUUCCCCGCCCUUCUUCCACUCCUGAGCUGGAAAAGCCCAACCAAACAUCUAACAGGGAGGGAAGAGGAGAAGCACUACGGACUUCCCAAGAUGCUUGCGUUAAUAAACCGGCUUCUAGACUGGUUCAAGUCCCUCUUUUGGAAGGAGGAGAUGGAGCUGACCCUGGUGGGCCUCCAGUAUUCGGGAAAAACGACGUUCGUCAACGUAAUCGCCUCAGGCCAUUUCAGCGAAGACAUGAUUCCCACAGUUGGCUUCAAUAUGAGGAAGGUCACCAAAGGAAAUGUCACCAUCAAGAUUUGGGACAUCGGAGGGCAGCCGCGAUUUCGGAGCAUGUGGGAGCGCUACUGUCGGGGCGUCAACGCUAUUGUAUACAUGGUGGAUGCAGCAGAUCGAGAUAAAGUGGAGGCGUCAAGGAACGAGCUUCAUAAUCUAUUAGACAAACCUCAGUUGCAAGGAAUCCCCGUUUUGGUGCUGGGGAACAAAAGAGACUUACCCACAGCUUUGGAUGAAAAACAGCUUAUUGAGAAAAUGAAUCUGGCAGCCAUUCAAGAUAGGGAAAUAUGCUGCUACUCUGUGUCUUGCAAAGAAAAAGACAACAUUGACAUCACACUUCAGUGGCUCAUUCAGCACUCAAAGUCCCGGAGGAGCUGAAAACAAUGAGAGGGGAGAUGUCGAUGCCAGCUGUUUGCCAUGUAACCGUCAUGCCACGUCGGCUUUGUCCUUAACUCACCAGAUGCACUCUUCUGCUUUUUUCCUCUUUUUCCAUUUGUACCACCACCAUCACCCACAAACUUUGGGAAUGCACUACCCCAAAACGUAAUCCUGGUACCAAAUGAAUGACAUGUAAUUGGCAUUAUUUGUCCUGUAAAUUUGUACGAUGUGACUUAUGACAAUGUAUUGGUUUAAAUGGUAAAGCAGCCUUUUUUUUUUUUUUGCUAAUCCCUCCUUGUAUAUUAUUUGUGAUAAUUAUGCAGUCAGGCAGGUCUGUACAAAUAGUAUCCAGCUUGUAUGAUUUUUAACAGCAAUUGCGCGUAUGAAUAUGUGAUUCUAUUUAAAGUCUGAAUGAUCAAAAACAACGUCUGCUGCAGGGUUGUUUUGUAUACUGUAGUCUGCGUUGUAAGUAAGCCGCCGAGCAAUCAUUUUUGCGCCAUGAGUGUGGUGAAAUUUAAAGUGCCUUGCGCAACAUGGCAUGCGAAGUGUGCCAAGGGGGAUUAAAGACACAGAUCACUUCAGUGUAUUAAUUAAAGGCCUGCUUUUUAAUAUAUGAACUAAA